AUGAAGAUCCUCUGUCUUCAUGGAAAAGGCACCAGCGGUGCGAUAUUUCGAUCCCAGACCUCAUCAUUUCGGGCGCAGCUCGCCGACAAAAACAUCGAGUUCGAUUUCCUCGACGGCCAUGUCGAUGAUGGACCCGCAGCCGGCAUCGAUUUGUUUUACGAACCCCCAUACUACUCAUGGUGGAGCGGCGACGGAGUUGAAGCCACACGGCAAGCCUGCAGCCAGAUAAACGAAUACAUCACAAAAAACGGCCCCUACGACGCCGCAAUGAUGUUUUCGCAGGGCUGCGUCCUGGGCUCGAGCCUCCUCCUCUUCCACCAGGAAGAAACCCCCCACCUACCCCCUCCAUUCAAGACGGCCAUCUUCAUCUGCGGCGGUGCCUCGCUAAACGUCCUCGAAGAGCUGGGCUUCCACGUCUCAGCCGAGGCACGUGAGCGCGAUCUCAACUCGCGGGCUGCGUUGGCGCUGCAGGCUGGCUCGUCAGCUGUUUUGGCUCAGGGUGCUAAUCGAUGGACUGGGCUUAAAUCUCUUGAUGGAGGGCUUUCUGAAGAGCAAUUGCAGGCUGAGAUUGCUAGUCCUUUCCGUAUUGAUAUCCCUACUGUUCAUGUUUAUGGCACGAAGGAUCCGCGGUAUGCGGCUGGUGUGCACUUGUCUGGUAUUUGUGAGGCUGAGAAGCGCAGGUGCUAUAACCAUGAUGGUGGGCAUGAGAUCCCGCGCCGUGGAGAGGUUAAUAGGUCUUUGGCGGAGUUGGUAGAGUGGGCUUUGGAUCAGGCUACGAGAUAG
Penicillium taxi is the source of this 783-nucleotide messenger RNA. RefSeq names its product putative EF-hand calcium-binding domain protein. NCBI's taxonomy places the organism in Eukaryota, Fungi, Ascomycota, Eurotiomycetes, Eurotiales, Aspergillaceae. The coding region runs from base 1 to 783 and encodes 260 amino acids. The record is from RefSeq and is a predicted model, not a curated record. Gene Ontology annotation, cellular component: cytoplasm; nucleus. The transcript is spliced from 2 exons.